GUGUAUAUAUAAAAGGGAAUAAUUCUAUUAACAUUAUUUUUGACGACUCUUCCAAACUUUAAUCCUUCAAGAACUUUUUCAUUAUGAAAAAUACAUCGAAUACUUCAUUAUUAUCAUUGAAAAAUGGAUACGGAACAUUUCCUGAAUCCUCCGCUACCAUUGCACUACAAAAAAAUCUAUCGAGAGCACUCGAGUGUGGUAAAAAAUGUUAUAGAAAUCCUAUAUCUGGUUGUACAUUUUGCAAAACUAUACCUUUUCCAACAACAUUAGUUGUAAAAAAUGAUGGAUCCACUGCGCGUGAUAAUUGUUCAAUCGAAAGGAAUUUUUUGUCAUGGUUACGGCUUUCAGUGGCGCUAGGAUUUAUUGGAAUAUCUUAUUACUUUCGUUUUGAUAUUAUAUCACCAGCAUUACCAUCUGAAAACGAGAAAGACCAAUAUUCUUAUUCGAUUUUGUUGGGUUCAUUUUUCAUAUGUUUGGGAAUUUUUGUAUUGAUAUGGGCUUUAUUUAAUUAUUUUCACUUUCAAAAAAUGCUAGCAGAGAGGUAUAUUGCUGUUCAGCAUGAAACCAUUCAUUUUUCUGUAGCUGCGCUUGUAGGAUUGGCAAUUUCAAUGGCGUGCAUUUUUAAUAUUGUACAAGAAGACGGUUAAGGUUAGGAUAUGACUAUAAUCUUGAAAUACGGAGAAUCAAGUUGUACUAGUUGUACUUGAUUUUAUCAUUACGGAGAGUCCUUGUUUAUUGAUAUACCGGGUAUACCGGGAUAUACCGAGUAAAUAUCGGAGAUCGUCGGAUGACACAAAAUUCGCCUUCGAAAGUGAUAAUAUAGAAUCUAGAAGAAUAAUAAAAUUUAGUUUUAAAAAAUUUGCAUAAUAAAAAUUAUUAUGCUUUUUUAUGGAAAUUUUCAACAAAAAUUACCUCUCGUGUUGUUACUGACCUACAAUUUAGUGAUCCGAUAGUGGAUAUCCACAGAUAGAGCUAUAUCACGAAUCCGUUGUAGAUAUAAACUGUCUCUAAAAAGCGUAAAAAAAAAAAUAUUUCAUUAUUAGUUAAUAUUUAAUAAAAACUUUAAAAUAUGAAAAUAUAAUAACUAUUUAUUUUAUAAAGAUUACUUUAGUAUUACUUUAUAAAUUUUCACAAAAUA
This is a messenger RNA of Rhizophagus irregularis DAOM 181602=DAOM 197198, 1138 nucleotides long. RefSeq lists its product as uncharacterized. The record is from RefSeq and is a predicted model, not a curated record. Lineage: Eukaryota; Fungi; Glomeromycota; Glomeromycetes; Glomerales; Glomeraceae.